Messenger RNA from Fusarium redolens, 912 nucleotides. RefSeq lists its product as uncharacterized. Gene Ontology annotation, biological process: regulation of transcription by RNA polymerase II. Lineage: Eukaryota; Fungi; Ascomycota; Sordariomycetes; Hypocreales; Nectriaceae. Gene Ontology annotation, molecular function: DNA-binding transcription factor activity, RNA polymerase II-specific; RNA polymerase II cis-regulatory region sequence-specific DNA binding. The transcript is spliced from 2 exons. The coding region runs from base 115 to 912 and encodes 265 amino acids. The record is from RefSeq and is a predicted model, not a curated record.
CUCAUCUCUACACUUAUUGAUCCAUUCUACAAGCCACUGAUAGCCAUCUAUAGAGAGCAUCAUUACGCCAUUGUUCCUACCCUCGCAGAUGCUCACACGAACUCCCUUCCUUACAUGGAAGGGGUGACAAUGCUCGACGGCUACACCCUAGACGAGGCUAUUGGAGAUGAUCUCACCGUAUACGGCGCGGCCGUUCUAUCCUAUCCACAAUGGGAGCUCUCGGAGUCUAUGAACCCGCCAGCCUUCCUGGCCGCUUUCCAGAAUGAAGUCGACAUCACUACCUUAUCCGGACAAGACUACCUUCCCCAAGACCAAUUGUUAUUCUACGGGGAAUCUAGAUCAGGAGACCAUUGGAUCGAUACAUACUCCGCCGUCAAUAACCAGACUCUAUCACCUGAUCGCCUGGUAACGGUCGCUGACGAACCAUCCUCAACCUUGACUCCUCCGCUGCAGUUGUCGCAAGAGCCACUCAAAAAGCCCAGCCGAAAGAGUAAGACGCAGCUCAGGGAACUCGAAGCUCCAAAACCCGCUAGACGCAAUACCAGAGGAGACAAUAAUACGGAUGAUCAGAGGAGGAAAGGGAUUCUUGCUGACGGAAAUGGGAUCAACGUCAGCAGCGGCGCGACUAAUGAAAAACAACCCGCGAAACAUAAGCAAGCGCAAGAGAGAAAUCGCAUUGCCGCCGAUAAAUGCCGCAUGAGAAAGAAGGAUGAUCUUGCGAGACUCCAGUCCGUUGAACAGGUUAUGGAGCAACGCCAUAGAACGCUAUCUAGCUGCGUGGGUGAUCUGAAAGAAGAGAUUUUAUAUCUCAAGAUGCAACUAUUACAGCACACGAGUUGUAACUGCACCCUCAUACAUCACCACAUUAACAAAGAGGCACAGCAGUAUAUUCACGCUCUAGAGCCGAGAUAG